CCCGGGACUCUGGCGGGACAAGGUUUCGGAGCAUACAUAAACAUGGGGCCGCAUCUGUUGAUCGUUGGAGCUGUUUUCGCCCGAUCUCUCGACGACGUCCGACAUGGCGAUUACGGAUUUCGAGUUCCUGCGGUCUCGGAAGAAAGCGAAAGCGCAGGAUGGAGGUGGGGAGCAGGUCCUCAAUGCGACAGAUGAGAGGGAGAAAGUUGUUCAGGACGAUGGCGCUGCGGCAGUCGCGAAUGUAGAGGUCGACCUCCUUAGGCUCAUUCUCUUUUUCGAGCGGAAGCAAUGGCGUCUCAUCAAGAUCUCGAGCUUUUUAUACGUGCUUUCAUGCAUCUUCAUGCUCCUCGUAGAAAUCGGUAACACGCACAACAGGCCUGUCCUACGGGAAAGCUAUUUCUUGAAAAUCGACGUCUCGAAUAUCCUUCCCUCUACCUCCCCUGAGGACGCAAUACUCGUGAAUUCCAUCGCUCGAAGUAUUGGAAUCCACGACUUUUAUCAAGUUGGGCUGUGGAACUUCUGCGAGGGGUAUAACGAUGAGGGCAUUACUGAUUGUUCCAAACCCAAGAAUCUCUGGUGGUUCAACCCCGUGGCAAUCAUACUUGGCGAACUCCUCUACGGAGCCACAAUCGCCCUUCCUUCAAAAAUAACCACCAUUCUAACACUAAUUCGCAUCGUCUCAAACCUAAUGUUCAGCUCCUUCCUCUUAAGCAUCAUCACAUCCUUCCUCCUGAUCUUCCUCUCACCUCUCGUCCUUCUGUCCCGUUGGUACAGCUACCAUUUCGUAACCUUCGCAUUCAUCUCUGGACUCCUUAACUUCAUUGCAUCAACCACAGCAUGUGUCAUGUACGUCAUAUUCCAGAAAGUCAUUACUUCGCAGAAAGAGUUGAAUAUCAGCGCGAGUUUGGGAGUCAGGAUGUUUGUGUUUAUGUGGCUGGGCACGGUGUUUAGCAUGGCGGGGUGGGCGGUGCAUCUCCAUUUGGCGAUUGUGAGUCGGAAGAAACAUCAUGCUACGAGGAGGGAAAGGAGAGAGAGGAAGCGGGAGCGGGAGGGGAAGAGUCCGAGGAGAUGUCCUCAGCUUUCGUUGCCUGGGUUUUGGAGGCGGAGGAGGGAGGCGAGACGAUCUGGUGGAGAAGUUGUGGUAAUUAUUGAGGAGUAGGAUCUUCUAGCUGGGUAUUUAAUGUCCAAGAUUUUUUUGGAGAAUGACAUACUAGUCUCCCUCAGGAUCUCUUAGGGAGUGUGACGUGAAGGCAAAUUAUGACAAAUGGCCAAGUGAUGAAUAAGUACCAGC
Messenger RNA from Hyaloscypha bicolor E, 1291 nucleotides. RefSeq lists its product as uncharacterized. NCBI's taxonomy places the organism in Eukaryota, Fungi, Ascomycota, Leotiomycetes, Helotiales, Hyaloscyphaceae. Bases 104 to 1159 code for a protein of 351 amino acids. The transcript has 4 exons. Gene Ontology annotation, cellular component: plasma membrane; cell cortex of cell tip. Gene Ontology annotation, biological process: fungal-type cell wall organization. The record is from RefSeq and is a predicted model, not a curated record.